Molecule: messenger RNA, 2176 nt
Organism: Trematosphaeria pertusa
Lineage: Eukaryota; Fungi; Ascomycota; Dothideomycetes; Pleosporales; Trematosphaeriaceae
Exons: 3
Coding region: 353-2065 (570 amino acids)
Biological process (GO): positive regulation of transcription by RNA polymerase II
Molecular function (GO): protein dimerization activity; RNA polymerase II cis-regulatory region sequence-specific DNA binding; DNA-binding transcription factor activity, RNA polymerase II-specific
Source: RefSeq, a predicted model, not a curated record
CUUCUAUUAUUAGGGGGAAGGCACGCCCGCCCACCCACGCUUCGAUCGACUCUCACAACUCCAUAGAGCCUCAAGGUGCCGUCUGCGAAAGCUGCUCGGACCCCCGCCGUCCUGUUGCGCAACAAGCAAAGACAUAUAUCUGUUGUCGCUGACGACUCUCCACCUUCCUGCCGACGACUUCCGUCUCCCGCACGCCACGCCUGAAACACCUAACGUGUUCCUCGUCUCGUCGCCGCCUCGCAGCUCGCCCGACGCUGUCUUAUCCUCGGCGGCCCUCGACCUCCAGCCACACCGCUGCCCGCCUCUGCCCUCGCCCACCUUCGAUGCGCGUUGACGUCUAGCUCUAUUCACCAUGGGCCGCAGGAAGAUUGAGAUCAAGGCCAUCAAGGACGACCGCAACCGCUCCGUCACCUUCCUCAAGCGCAAAGGCGGUCUCUUCAAGAAGGCCCACGAGCUCUCCGUCCUCUGCUCCGUCGACGUUGCUGUGAUCAUAUUUGGACACAACAAGAAGCUGUACGAGUUCUCGUCCGGCGAUAUCAAUGAGACCAUCGGCCGGUAUCAAUAUUAUGGCGGAGCGCACGAGCACAAAGGCCCGGAAGACUUCAUGGGCAAGAAAGACUUGGACGAGGAGGAGGAUGAAGACGUCGAGAUGAUGGGCGGAUCCCCUCCGCGAGACUCCCAUACCCCGCCAGAGCAUGCCAUGAUGCCGCACCAUCUUCAAAGCCAGCCCGCCUUCCAGCACAUCAGACAUGGCACUGCCUCCGCUUCCCCGCCAAUGCACAAUGGCAUCCCAUUCCACGCCCGACAUCCUUCCCCUCAGCCCGGCGGUCUCUCACGGCCUAAUUCCCGAGCCCACAUGCGACGACCAAGCUCAAACCUCGCACCGCCGCAACAUCACCCGUCACAAGCUCCUCCGCCCCCUAACAGCUAUGCCUAUAUGCCAAACCCUCCCUUCUACAACCCUCAGGCCCAGGGAAUGGCACCGAAGCCUCAGCAAGGUCCACCGGCGCCUCAGUUUCAGUACACACAUCCUCCGCCAACCCACCAGCAAAUACAGUUCAUGCAGCAGCAGGACCAGCGGAGGCAAUCCAUGCCACCUGCAUUCCAGCAGCAACAACAAGCACAACAACAGCAAGAACGUGCUCAUCCGCAGCAACAACAGCAGCAGCAGCAAAUGCCAGUGCCAUCUCCACCGCAGCCGGAACAGAGCAACUUCCAGAGCCCGCCAUUACCGCAACCGAGGCCACUGCCUUCGGCAGCCAAACACAGCAUAUUUACUCCGAUUGAUGACAGCCGAUCAAUGCUUGCGGCGCACUGGGGAAGCUCGGACCCGCCUCGUAGCGAAAACAUAAUAGUGAAAAGCGAGGGUGGCAUCCGAUCGCAGUCCAUCGACGUUGCCGCUAUGUCUCGGCAACAAGUGAACGGAAACUCGCCGCCUCAGCCAUCUCCUGCACAAGUACCUAACCAGGCAAGCCAACCACAGCGAACCCAGUCCACUUCGUCUGUGCCCACCAUUCCUCCGCCGUCACGAACAAAUAGCAUCCAGAACCCGCGACCCAGGCUGAAGGUACAGAUUCCCAGUGAGCACUCGGACGCUGGAAGCCAGACGGCAGAGUCAUCUCCUAGGGAAUCUGGCACCACCGGCGCAACACCCGCGAGGACCAGCACAGAUGCUUCGCAUUCCUCGGGGGUUGUACUGCCUCCGCCGUCGCCUAGCGCAAAUUCACUUUUGAGCGCUGGAGCCACUGGUCCCCCAAAUCCUUUUGCUCGACCUCCACCGCCGGCGAAUAAUGGCUCAUAUGGUAGCCGCAGCGAGAUGGAGACACCAAUUUCUGCUCUUCCAAGCCGUUUCGUCGAGAAUGGCCUUCUCCCCUCGCCUUCGAGCUUCUAUCCUGAGUGGGGCUUUGGCCGGGACUCCAACAUGCUUCCCAGUCCGCUCACCUUCCAAACUCCGGUGAACCCAAACGGACCGGGCUUUGGUCGUGACGACUCUGCGGACCGCAAACGAAAGACGUCCGAUGAGGGCUCCGAAGCGGGCGGGAGCCAAAAGAGGAUCAAAGCCUAAAAUCGUCUCAUGAGUCUUUUUUAGAUUCUAUCACUCUGUUCGUAUAUACCUUUCUCGAAAAGCGCGCAUUUUGCCUUGUAUUUUAAUCAGUCGGAUAUUGUUUGCUUCAUU